GUAUGAAAAGCCCAACGAGAAACAUCGAGUAGUACAUCUCAUAGACAAUAACGUAGAAACAAAUCAGGAUAUAUACUUUAUCUAUGAGGAUACCCAAGAAAGUAUCAUACGAAACAUUCUCACGGAUCUGAUAAAAAAAAGAAAAGAAGCCAAGAAAGAACGUGACAAGUAUAUUGGGAUUAAUGAUGUGAUGUACAAUAUACUAGAACAGAAGCAACUUGCGUAUAAAGCAUCAGCAAAUACAUUAUACGGAGGUCUAGGUUCACCGUAUCUCGGUAUUGCUAUACCAGUGAUAUCACAGUGUGUGACCUUUGUUGCUCGAGAACUGAUAAAAACUUUAAAAAAAUUUAUAGAAUCAUAUCACACUAGGGAAUAUAGAGAUGAACAGAACGUGAUCUGUGACGAAACCAGUGAGAUAAUCUAUGGGGACACAGAUUCAUGCCUAGCACGAUUACCAAAGCGUAUCUUACAUUGUAUAUUUGAAAAAUAUUACGGUCAUUUAAAAUAUAUCAAGUUGAAUAAUGGUUUGAUAGAGGAAUAUGAAGAACUUAUAUUCAAGAUGUACGAUGAGCUUACUAAAGAGGGAAGCAUAUUUGGUAAAAAAGUAUGUGAUGCAUUCAACACAUUUAACCGUGAUCGUGGAAUUAAAAUAGUUACAUUAGAAUAUGAAAAACUUUUAUUUGACUUGACGCUAAAUAACAAGAAACGCUAUGCGGGUUAUAAAUUUGAAUUGCAAAGCAAUGGAGAACCUCCAGAUUACUUUUUUUCAAAAAUAUUUUCUGGUGCUAAAGAUUAUAUUUCAAGAAAUGCAAAGCUCUUUAACAAAUGGCUC
Racocetra persica is the source of this 832-nucleotide messenger RNA. The record is from the annotation of a GenBank genome assembly. Lineage: Eukaryota; Fungi; Glomeromycota; Glomeromycetes; Diversisporales; Gigasporaceae.